Molecule: messenger RNA, 3411 nt
Organism: Phanerochaete carnosa HHB-10118-sp
Lineage: Eukaryota; Fungi; Basidiomycota; Agaricomycetes; Polyporales; Phanerochaetaceae
Exons: 13
Coding region: 34-3291 (1085 amino acids)
Biological process (GO): protein import into peroxisome matrix, docking
Cellular component (GO): peroxisomal membrane; peroxisomal importomer complex
Molecular function (GO): signaling receptor binding
Source: RefSeq, a predicted model, not a curated record
CUUUCAGUUGACUUCAUCGCCCUUGUCGUAGACAUGGCCAGCCCAGAACGACAGGAACUACUCAGAAAUGCGGUAGUAUUUCUCAGAGACCCUAAGGCGCGCAUUGUGCAGACUCAAUCGUCACCCCUUGCUCAACGGGUCCAGUUCCUUGAAGCAAAGGGACUAACCGGUUCUGAAAUUGAAGAGGCCAUGCGACAGGCCGCUGCUAGUCAGCCCGUCCCUUACGCUCCUCCACAAGCGUACGGAGUGUACCAGCCUGCAUACGGAUCCGCACCAUACGGCGCACAACCUCCACAGCCAUGGGAUUGGCGCGACUACUUCGUAAGGUCGCACAUCACUGCUGUUGUGUCUGGCACGAUAGUCUACGGCGCAGUCGCAUUGUUCAAGAAAUACGUUAAACCGCACCUAAGUCCACCUUCCGCAACUGCAUAUGAAGAAGAUCGCGAUGCAUUGACAGCUCAGUUUGACGCUGCGGAGACCAUGUUGAAAGAAAUACAAAUGGAAACCAAUACGGUCCGGCUGGUAGUGGAGGAGCAAAGAGAGAAGAUCGUGAAGACUACACAGGAGGUAGAGAACGUGGUUCAAGAGAUGCGUAAGAACGAGGGAGAAAUGCACAACGCGCUUAGAGAGAUGCGGGACGAGGUUCAAACUAUAAAAGACAUGCUCCCAAAGAUGAUUGACAAGAGCAAGGAAACGCAUACACAGUCUCUUGUUGAGCUUCAACAGGAGCUCAAGUCACUGAAAACUCUGCUACUGACCCGCGGAUCUAACGGCGUUAGCGGAGCUACUACUCCAAUAAUCCCCUCGAAGCCGUCAAUUCCGCCAUGGCAAUUGGCAGGCUCCAGUCACUUGAGUAAUGGAUCUUCUUCGUCUCCGACCAACCCAACCUCUGCUCAGGCUCCAAAACUAAAGCAAGCUGUGCCCGAACCUCAAAGUCAACUGUCCAACACUGAGGAGAGAGCAAUUCAUUCUUCGGAAUCCGUAAAGGCCGAUGUCACUUUGAUUCCAUCCUCCGAUUCACCUGCAGAAGAACCAUCGCAGUCUCAGUCUUCCCUGGUUCCCCAGGACACAGACUCUCCGUUGUCCUCAGCCACAGAGGCUCGCGUGGGUGCGGAAGCAGAGAGCGAUGAAGAGAUGAUAGUCGACUUGAAACAAGAUUUACCGGAGGUCUCAUUAGCACCAGCAGCUUCGACAUUUACGGGCGACGUACCGGACGGCUCUCCAUGUCUUCUAGAUGCUAGCAACCCUCUUGCUCAAGGAGGCGAUGAAGACGCGUCUCGGGAGGUUCUAGAUACAACUGUCAGCACAUCGUCUUCGGAGCAGAUGAAUCCUGCGCAGAGCGUAGUAAAUAUCGCCGAUGUCGCGUCUCUCGUAUCACCCGAUGGACUGACAUCAAAAGUUAUCGAAGAAGACCUUCUAUCUGGUUCGCAGAACCAGGCGCUGUCGGAUGCUCACCAAGGUGCAGACAUCGAAAGUUUGCAACAACGAUUAAAGUUGGUCGAACAGCGAUUCGCUGACGUGUCCACAUCGUUCACGAGGCUGCAAGCCGAAAAAGCGGCUGCAGACCGUGUCUUGCAUGAGCUGACUUCAGUCGAAAGCAUGGUCGAAGCGGACGGUCUCCGCGACUUCUUGCAAAACCUCAAUUUAAAGACUGAGAUGGCGCAGGACGAGAUCAAGCGGCUAACUGGAAAACUUACAAGACAGGAGGAACGUAUCGAAGAGCUGCGAGACAUUCACCGCCUUGAAUCGAAGUCGCAGUCUGACCAGAUUCGGAAGCUGCGGGGCGAACUGGAAGAAGCUGAGGCCUUAAUUAGAGCGAACCAAGGCUCUGCGGCGCAUCUCGAGGGGCAGGUUGCUAAGCAGAAGGCGGAAGUGGAACGUCUGCACGUUGAGGUAGACAAGACGAAGGUGUCGGUGAAGGACGAGGAAGAGAAGCGUGUCAAAGCAGUUAGUCUGCUGAAGACCGUUCGCCAGAAGCUUGUGAAAGCUGAGAAGGAGCGUGACGACGCGACGAAGGAAGUCCAGGGUUUGAAGGACAAGGAGAAGGAAGAGAGGGAGAGGGAGAAGGUUGAAAGGCAGCAGCUGCAGGAUGAGAUCCAGAAGGUGAACGGAGAGCGAGAGACCGCGGUGCAGGGCCUCAGGGCGCAGUUUGACAAAGAGGUUGCUGGACUGAGGGACAAAUACGAGAAGGAGAUUUCUGCUCUGCGCGGUCAAUAUGAACUCGAUAUGAUCACGCUGAAGUCUGUACACUCAAAAGAGACAGAGGCGAACAACUCCCGAGCCACCGACCUUGAGGCAUUCGUGCGGAUCUUGACCACUGAGAAAGACGAUAUCUUCGAUCAACUCCAAAUGCGUCAAGCUGAACUCGAAUCAUCGCAGUCACACCUCGAGUCUCUCCAAAGUCAGACCGUGGAGCUACAAUACCAGCUCCGUGAAGCUACCGAUCGCACUGCUUUGCUCACUGACGAGCUUGCGGAGGCUCGCAAAGAACAAGCGGUAAAGCCCGAGAGUGGACCGCCUCCAGAAGAGGUUACCCGUCUACUAUCAACAGCGGAGGCCAAGUAUGAGACUCGAAUUGCCGACUUGCGCAGACGGAUCGCGGCGGUCGAGCGCGAACGAGACGAAGGAGAGGCUCUGUUUAGUAAGCGCUUGGCUGAGAAGGCGAAGGAGGUGGAGGGGCUGCAAGCUCUUGUUAACCUCUCCGCCAAAGGUCGGGAGGAAGAAGGCGAGAACAUUACCACUUUGCAAAAGGAGAUAGAAAGCCUUCGUGAGGCGUCACAAGUGCAAGGGCGGCUGUUAGUCGAGCUACAGGCAGAGGCGCAGCGCAUCCCCGAGUUGGAGACUUUGGCUCAAGCACAGGUUGCUGAAGUCAAGGCGAAGCUUACUGUUUUGGAACAGCAGCUUGAGGAAAGCAAGGCCAGGGAAGCACAAAUGCGAGCACAUAACAAGACUCUGCGGGAAGAGCUUCGCAAAGUACAAUCAUCUGCCGCUCUGCUCGAACGGCAACGUAAUCCCGGUGUCGGUUAUUGGGCAACGAGAUCUGAUGGUUCUUCGGAGACCCGAUCACCAACGUCAUCCGUCUCUGACCUUCCCAGAGAUAGUCCUCCAAGGCCUAGCUCGCCUUCGACAGGGAAGUCAGACGAAGAAGUCAACUACGAAUACUUGCGUAACGUCAUUCUUCAGUUCCUGGAGCACAGAGAGAUGAGGCCACAUCUUGUCAGGAUUCUCUCGACAAUCUUGCGGUUUACUCCGCAGGAGACUCGACGGCUCAUUGCGAAAGUUAGCUCAUGAGCUCACUAAGGCACCACUUUGGCUCCUCAGAGACUGUUGAGAGGCUCUAUCGUGUAUCGUAUCCUCCGUGAAUUAUGUCCGCGUUCCGCAAAUGAGCAAUAAGCGUACGCCUGGAAGGAA